UUAAUAUUUUUCACACCAGAUGGAACAUUGAUGCUGUAUCUCAUCAGGGUUAACUCGGUAAUUUUUCUGCCUGUUGUUGAAACUUGAAUGAGAUGUCUUUUAUCAGAACUCCUUUGACAGACUUCUUUGGCUGCCUUGGAGCAAGUCAGGGUAAUCUACGAUGCAGAGAUCUUGAGCUAAACAUGAUGAACUGUUUGGAGGCUUAUGGUCUUAGAAAUGGUUCUCAAAAUUGUAUAAAUGAGAUAGAUGAUUAUAAAGAAUGUCGGACUCUAAAUAAACAGCGGAAACGAGUUGAAGCAAUGCAGAAGGAGAGGCUGCGGCAGUAUAAGUCUGGAGAGAGAUCAAAGUCUAAUCUUUAUGCUGAACCUCCAAAACUGGACAGUUUCUAUGACUAUAUACCAGAACCAUGAACAAUCUAAAUUUGAUCGUAUUUGGUUAAUGAUAUAUUAAGUUGUGGUAUAUCCACUAAGCAUUUUUAUGUAGAAUAUUACAACUUAGGAAGAAAAUAGUUACUCAUUUACUUUGGUAAACUGUAAGGAAAUAUAGCUAAAGUUAAUAAAAGCAGUUUGGUUAUUCA
This is a messenger RNA of Limulus polyphemus (Atlantic horseshoe crab), 577 nucleotides long. RefSeq lists its product as uncharacterized. Bases 93 to 410 code for a protein of 105 amino acids. The transcript is spliced from 3 exons. Lineage: Eukaryota; Metazoa; Arthropoda; Merostomata; Xiphosura; Limulidae. The record is from RefSeq and is a predicted model, not a curated record.